AUGUCUGCUAUUUUCAAUUUUCAGAGUCUAUUGACCAUAAUCUUGCUGCUUAUAUGUACCUGUGUUUAUAUUCGAUCCUUGGCACCCAGCCUCGUGGACAGAAAUGAAACUGAAUUGUUGGGUAUAUUUUGGAAGUGUGUCAGAAUUGGUGAAUGGAAGAUUCCUUAUGUUGCAGUGUGCUGUAUAGUAAUGGGCUUCAACAUUCUCUUCAUACAGUAG
Molecule: messenger RNA, 219 nt
Organism: Pan troglodytes (chimpanzee)
Lineage: Eukaryota; Metazoa; Chordata; Mammalia; Primates; Hominidae
Product: protein kish-A-like
Exons: 1
Coding region: 1-219 (72 amino acids)
Source: RefSeq, a predicted model, not a curated record